AUGGCCGAACUUGCGACAGACCUAUACUGGCCAGAGCCCGUGGACGGCAGCGGGCAGUCCGGUGCCCUGAUCAAGACCUUGUCGCCAACGGAGGAGGUAGUGAAUGGGCACGCUGCUGAAGAGAAAUCUUUGAGUAAGAAGGAAAAGAAGGAGAAGAAGGAGAAGAAAGAAAAGAGAAAGAAGACGAAGAAGCAGAGUUUACUGUCAAUUCAUUCUCCUUCUGCAAAUUGCCAAGAAACUAUCUUUGCGGAAGAAUCCUUAGCAGUUGCGCCAGUCACAGUGGCAGAGGAUCAAGAACCGUUAAUCACUGUUCCUGAGGUAGAUAUCCUGGAAACCGCACUACCCGAGGAGAAUCCAAUUCCAGAGGCCGAAAGCGGUCAGGGCCCAUCAGCUGAGUCUCUCCUUCCAGAGCACAUCAAUGGCGGCAUGGAGACUGAUAUAUCACCACUUGCCCUUGAGGCACAGGAGCUCAUAUAUCUUCCGUUCAGCGCCCAGCAUAAACUCAUGGUGCAUCUACAGGAGCGUCUCGAGGCCAUGUGUUUCUCUUUCGCACAGCGGGCCCUCCCGCAUGCUCUCGAAGCUCGCGGUUGGGAUUGUCCAGAAAUGGUCCAGUUGCAUCUUUGGAUGAAGCACCUUGCAUUCCAACAGUAUGUGGAGGACAAGGUUCCUGAAAUGGAACUACGUGCUCAAUUGCUCAAUUCCGUAAGCGAGAUUCAGCGUUGCGCUGUUAAUCGCAGGCGAAUUGAUACGAGUAUGUUAGAGGCUCUUCUCUCAUCCGCCUUGGAACUAGCCAACCUUCUCGAGGAGGAACAUUCAGUCAACGAGCUUGAACAACUGCGAAACAGCGUUAUCCAAACCACUCAUCAUCUUGCGGAGCAAACGCAGAAGCUGCAGGCCAAAUACGAGACGAAGUUACAGGAGAUCACCGCUGCUCGGACGAAGUUGGAUGCCAUGGAGGAGAAUACCAAAGCCGCACUUUCCAGAAGGUUGGAGCAGAGUCGCUCUAUGGCCAAUGGCAGAAUCAUCAUGCUUGUACGCGACGCAGAAUGCCUAACCCCAAAAGUAGCUCUGCCGGGGGGAUCAACGAGAUCUUGUCUUGAUUGGAUGAAUGACCUUGAGAGUAGUCUGGCUCUUGGUGAAGAGGAUCAUGAGGACUAUGUCGGUUAG
Messenger RNA from Fusarium subglutinans, 1167 nucleotides. RefSeq lists its product as uncharacterized. The coding region runs from base 1 to 1167 and encodes 388 amino acids. The record is from RefSeq and is a predicted model, not a curated record. The transcript has 2 exons. Lineage: Eukaryota; Fungi; Ascomycota; Sordariomycetes; Hypocreales; Nectriaceae.